AUGUUACCUCAUGUGAAUUGCGAAAGCACGAGCCCGUGGCUUGCGGGGGGAAUUACCUUGGGGAGCGAACCUGAUUCGGAUACGCAUCAAGUCCGUACGGAAUUAGUGUAUGUUGACACGCAUAGCGACUUGACGAGUUUUGCGGAUGGUGUGAUAGAGAGUGACGCGGUUGCAAAUAAGAUGUUGCACGAGUUAUUGUCUGCGAUGGAGUGGAGAAGGGUGAAGAGUAUAACGAGAGAAGACUUGGAGAAUUGUCAGCUGGCUUACUUGGAGCUCGGAGCCAUCAUUUCGAUGUUUCUAGACGAUCCAUUCGGAGAUGUGACAUUGGAGACGAAGGCGUGGCUGAGUCCGAUGUUAGGGAUCCAGAAGGGAGCAGUAGCCUGGAGACAUUGCGAUAGUAACUGGGUAACGGGCUGUCUUCUACAGCGCUCCACCGUCCCGACGAGGAAGCUGGUCAACUUUUGUGUGCACACGCUGCACUACAUGCCAGUGGUGAGGAACGUAACUCUUGAGUGUUUGAAAAAAAGACCGCGGUUCCGCGACUAUAGGAUACGAGCGCCGGUGGCUAAUGCUGGUAAAGUAUUGCUAGAAAUCACGCAACGUUUGUCGGGCUCCUUCACAGUUGUGGAGUUCGGUCAACUAAUGGCUGCAGCGGCGUCUUCAAGAAAAGGUUUUCUUGACCCGUUGGACUCCCGCUUACUGCCUAAUGGGGAACCGGUGGAUGAAACCUCCCUCCCGAUAAUUUAUCGACGCGAUGAACUCCGCCUUACUAAAUGUGGAAAGGCCAGAGCCAGGCUCCUUUCGGAAAGCGAUGCGAAAGCAAAGACCUGGAACCUCCUGGGCGGGAAUUUGACUAAACUGAACGGAAUGGGGCCUGAGGAUUUAAAGUCAUGUAGCUUGGCCUAUUUUGAGCUGGGCAGCAUUGCAGAGCAGUAUAUACACGGUGCCUUUGGAACUGUAUGUUUGCCAGCGCUACGACAGGUGUCAGGUGUCAUGUGUCGUGGGUCCGGUACAGUGCAGGUUCGGGGUUGGGUUGCGGGAUGCAUAUUACAGUAUGCGAGAGUGCCCAUUUCCGCCCUAGUUAGGUUCUGCGUGCUCGACCUGAAUUACGAACCGCCAAAAGGACCUCUACUAGAGUGUUUAAGAUCCCAAACGGACCGCUACAGAGCCAGACGAUUAAAACAAGAAAGUAACUACUUGACAGAACUAACUGCUCGUGUAUCUGCCCUGACUGAGAAGAUCUCAAUUCCUGAAUAUGUCGCUCUGAUAACAAAUAAACAACGGGCCCUGAACUAUGUUGUAAAGCGCCUGGCCCCUGUUGCCGCCCACGAGACCCAUUCAUCACCCCACCUGAGCGACUACUCACCCCAGCUGAGCGACUACUCACCCCAGCUGAGCGACUCACCACCUCAAACCGUACCGACUUUAUCCACGAACUUGAUCACGGCUACGAAGCGGACCACAGACAGAAAUGAGCUUGAAAAGAGUAAGAGAAAGAAGCCGUCCGUAGAUCUGGCCAGGUCAACUGUAGAAGGCGCUUCGGGAUUGAUGUAUUGUCACCCUAAUGAUAUGAUCGAAUUUCUGAACUGGGUGGAAUCAGGAAUGUACGAAAGUUCACCUCAGGCAGUAUGCUCCUCUUAA
Messenger RNA from Gregarina niphandrodes, 1641 nucleotides. RefSeq lists its product as hypothetical. The record is from RefSeq and is a predicted model, not a curated record. Bases 1 to 1641 code for a protein of 546 amino acids. Lineage: Eukaryota; Apicomplexa; Conoidasida; Eugregarinorida; Gregarinidae. The transcript has a single exon.